Molecule: messenger RNA, 1893 nt
Organism: Gekko japonicus
Lineage: Eukaryota; Metazoa; Chordata; Lepidosauria; Squamata; Gekkonidae
Product: protein-glutamine gamma-glutamyltransferase 5-like
Exons: 12
Coding region: 1-1893 (630 amino acids)
Biological process (GO): peptide cross-linking
Molecular function (GO): protein-glutamine gamma-glutamyltransferase activity
Source: RefSeq, a predicted model, not a curated record
AUGGAAGCCCUUGAAGUGAAAAGUGUUGAUCUAAACUGUCUUCAGAAUGGCAACAACCAUCACACACAGUAUUUUGGUGCGAAUAAACUCAUUGUGAGAAGAGGCCAGGCCUUUGGAUUGUAUUUGCACUUCCAAAACCGGGACUGGGAUGAUGACAAGGACAAGAUCACAUUUACAGUGGAGACAGAUGAUCCCGUGUAUCUAGACAAUCAAGCCCACAGAGAAGAGUAUGUAUUAAAUGAACAUGGGAUUGUAUUCCAAGGACUUCCCAAACACAUAACAUCUCAUGCUUGGUAUUUUGGACAGUUCCAGGAUGACAUUUUGGAGAUCUGUCUGAAAAUCCUGGACUCAAGUACAAACUUCCUGCGUGAUCCUGGCAUGGAUUGUUCCUGUCGUAAUGACCCUGCAUACAUUUGCAGAGUGUUGAACAAUAUGAUCUGUUGUCAUAAGAAGAAAAGCAUAUUGAAACUUCCACCCAACAAUAAUUACCUGCAGGGAGUCAAUCCUUUAAUGUGGAAUGGAAGUGUCCCUAUCCUCCAGCAGUGGUAUCACAACAAAUUCAAACCUGUCAAAUAUGGAUCCUGUGAGACUCUUGCUGCUGUAAUGUGUACAGUUAUGCGGUGUUUGGGAAUCCCAAGCCGAGUUGUUACAGGCUUCUAUUGUCCUUUGAAUGCUGUUGACCCUCUCGUCAUCCAGGAAGUGUUUGACUUUACAGGAAAAACCUUAAAUGGCAAAGAACAUAUCUGGAGAUACCAUUGCUGGAAUGAAUCUUGGAUGGCCCGAAAAGACAUAAAUCAGUCUGGGGGUGACUGGCAAUACCUGGAUCCAACACCUAUAGAGACUAGUAAAGGGUCAGUGUGCAGUGGUCCAAUUUUGGUCAAAAGCAUUAGAGAUGGUGAUGUGGAUACUGACUCUGAUGGUCCUCAUGCAUUUGGACUGCUAAAUGCAAGGAACACUGCCUGGGUUUCUCAAGGCAGAGGUAAGAAGAUAAAACUUCAUUGUGAAACCCAGCCUUGUGGACAAUGUAUCAGCACCAAGAGUGUUGGAAGUGAUCUACGUGAGGACAUCACUGAUGCUUACAAGUAUGAAUUAGGCUCUGUGCAAGAGAAAAAAGCCCUUUAUAAAGCCAGUCGAAAAAUUAAUUCUCGCUAUCUAAAUGCUCCCAAUUCUGAGAUAGACAAAGAUUUAGCAUCUCAAAGAAACAAAAGUCUGAAAGACAUUGGGAUUGCGAUGAAGUUUAAGAUGGCUAAUUGUCCCUUGUAUGGUCAAGAUGUUCAAAUGAACUGGGUGCUUAAAAACUUGUGUAAUGAAGCCAAAGACAGGAAAUUUAACCUUUGUGCUCAGGCAAUGAUGUACAAUGGAUGUUUACUGGACCAGGUCUGGAAAGACAAUAUUCAUGUCACACUUGGCCCAAAGGAAGUAAAGACAAUCCUGAUAACAAUACCAUAUGAUGACUAUGGAUCUCACCUUUGUGAUCAUAAUAUUAUGAGGGUGGUGGCUGUCUCGAUGCCCGAGCGUAAAGGAGAAGUCAUGAUGGUGGAGAGGGAUGUCUUAGUUGACAGCCUACCUGUUGAGAUGAAGAUUUUAGACCAUCCCCAGAUGAACGCACCAUGCUCUGCAGAAGUCAUUUUCUCUAAUCCACUCAAAGAGGACCUGAAGAAUUGUAUGCUGCAUCUGGAAGGCUAUGGGCUAAUUGGUGAACCAACAGCUACUGAAUUGGGAACUCUGUCUGCCAAUCAUAUGGCACAAACUUGUGUGGAGUUUACUCCCUACAGGUAUGGCAGACACCGGUUUAUGGCCAGUAUCAGCUGUGACAAGUUUUGUAACUGCAAAGGAUAUGCCACCAUAGACAUGGGCAGUCCACCAACAACCUCUGGAGAAGGAGGUGCAUAA